Serinus canaria (Common canary) is the source of this 2152-nucleotide messenger RNA. It is a transcript of the gene WDR55, whose product is annotated as WD repeat domain 55. The transcript has 8 exons. NCBI's taxonomy places the organism in Eukaryota, Metazoa, Chordata, Aves, Passeriformes, Fringillidae. Gene Ontology annotation, molecular function: protein binding. The record is from RefSeq and is a predicted model, not a curated record. Bases 24 to 1163 code for a protein of 379 amino acids.
UCCAUGCAAAUGAGCAGGGAGCUAUGGCGGCCGCCAUGGAGGAGGAGCCCCAGGAGUCCCCGGAGCCGGCGGCGCGGGAGCCGCGGGUGCGGGACACCCCCGAGGACAUUUGUCUGGAGGCCACGGCCAACGCCAUCGCGCUGCACCCGGCGCGGCCGCUGCUGGCCGCGGGGGACGUGGACGGCGAUGUGUACAUGUACUCGUACUCCUGCACCGAGGGGGAGAACCGGCAGCUCUGGUCCUCGGGACAUCACCUCAAGUCGUGCCGGGAUGUGGCAUUCUCCCAGGACGGGCAGAAGCUUUUCACUGUGUCCAAGGAUAAGUCCAUCCACAUUCUGACAGCGGAGGAGGGACGGCUGGAAACGCGCUUCCCCAAAGCUCACGAAGCAGCUCUCAACUGUGUGCUGCCCAUCGACAACCACAUCUUUGCCACGGGUGACGACGGGGGGGCAGUGAAGGUGUGGGACCUGCGCAGGGGCAGCGCCAUCCUGGAGGCACGGCAGCAGGAGGAGUACAUCAGUGCCAUGGCUGUGGAUGGCAACGGGAAGAUCCUACUGACAGCCAGUGGUGAUGGCACCCUGGGUGUCUACAACGUGAAGAGACGGCGCUUUGAGCUGCUCUCAGAGCCACAGAAUGGCGACCUGACCUCUGUGGUGCUGAUGAAGAGGGGGAGGAAGGUGGCGUGUGGCUCCAGCGAAGGCACCAUCUACCUUUUCAACUGGGACGGCUUUGGGGCUGCCAGCGACCGCUUUGCGCUCAGGGCAGAGACCAUUGACUGCAUGGUGCCCAUCACGGACAGCAUCGUGUGCGUGGGGUCCCUGGACGGAGUCAUCAGGGCGGUGAACGUGCUGCCGAACCGCGUGCUGGGUUGCGUGGGGCAGCACCUGGGCGAGCCCAUCGAGCAGCUGGCCGUGGCUGCGGACGGAAAGCUCCUGGCCAGCAGCGGCCACGACCAGAAGGUGAAGUUCUGGGACGUGUCGGCGCUCGGCUCCAUGGUGGUCGAUGAUUACCGCCGGAAGAAAAAGAAGGGCGGGCCGCUGCGCGCCCUCAGCAGCAAGGCGCUGGGCAGCGGGGAGGAUUUCUUCGCCGACCUGCGGGACGAGGUCGAGCCGGAGGCGGCGGCGGCGGAUGGCGGUGACAGCGGCGACAGCGACAGCGAGUGAGCGGCCGCGCGGGGCCGCGGGCGCCGCCCCUUCAGCGCUGCGCCCCGCCCAGCGCGGGGGCGGGGCUCUGCGCGUCCUUUUCGCGGGGCGUGGCCAACCAGAGCCGCAGCCCCUGAGAGUGCCCGCCCACGGGGCGUGCCCUCACCGUAAUGAUGGCGCCGCCGGUGGACAGGACGCUGGCGCUCUGAUUGGCUCCUAGGGCUGCCACUCAAGCUGGGCUCUAGGCGCGAUCUUAAAGGGGCAGCGCGUGUCGGAACGGGCGGGGGUCUCGCAGGGGACAGCGGUUAUUGGGGGGAGGGGGUCGCAGGCCCCGCGGGAGGAACCGGGGAUGGCCCCGGGAUGGGGGGACAGGCUGGGGAUGGGGAGGCUGAGGGUCCUGCCGGAGGGGCCUGGAGCGGGGGAGGCCUUUAGGGGUGGGGGCAAAUGGCUGGGGCGAGAGGGACUGGGAACGGUCCCUGACUGGGCUCCGUGAGGGACAGGGAGGGGCUCUGAGAUGGGAACAUGGCUGGGGGGCUCUGUGGAUGAGAGGGCUGUUCUGAGCUAUGGGGAGACAUGGCUGGGGGGCUCUGGUCACUGACUGGGGUGGGGGGGUUACCGCUGAGGGUCCCUGGUGUGGACAGUGCAGGGGUGAGGGGAUAUGGCUGAGGGCUCCUGGUGGAGGGGUUAUGAGGAAGGGAUCGUGACUGAACAUCCCUGGUGGAUGUGAGGGGUGCUCUGAGCUGGGGGUCUCUGGUGGGGGAUUCAGUGCUGGGAGGGAGUAAUGCUGGGGUUUGCUGGUGAAUUUGGGGGUCUUUUGGGUUGUUUUGGGAUGGGGAAGAGGCGGAGCAUUUCUCAGGAGGGGUGAGGCGGUGACAUGGGGUCCCAGGGUGCCUGGCCAGGGCAGACAGGUUCAUCACUUUCCUGCCCUGCUGUCCCAGCAGGUCAAUUACCCUUUGAUAAUUAAUUAAUUAAGACUUUAGCUCUGUUAGAAAUAAACUCAGUGCCUUUCA